Molecule: messenger RNA, 1098 nt
Organism: Diabrotica virgifera virgifera (western corn rootworm)
Lineage: Eukaryota; Metazoa; Arthropoda; Insecta; Coleoptera; Chrysomelidae
Product: prostaglandin reductase 1
Exons: 6
Coding region: 68-1063 (331 amino acids)
Biological process (GO): prostaglandin metabolic process
Cellular component (GO): cytoplasm
Molecular function (GO): 15-oxoprostaglandin 13-reductase [NAD(P)+] activity; 2-alkenal reductase [NAD(P)H] activity
Source: RefSeq, a predicted model, not a curated record
AUCUCAAAAAAAUGUAUCUAGCAAGUCAUUUUGAAAACACAAAUAAUAAAUAUCUCUGGCUACGAACAUGGUAAAAGCAAACGUUUUUCUUUUCGAGAAACAUUUUGAAGGUUUUCCCAAACCAGAAAACGUGAAACUAGUGGAAGAAGAAUUGGGACAAAUUAAGAAUGGAGAAUUCUUAGCAGAAGCACUUUAUAUCAGCGUUGAUCCCUUUAUAAGGGCGCGAGCUCCAUUUUUACCUCUAGGCCAAACUAUGAUUGGAGUCCAAGUAGCCAGAAUCCUAGAAAGCAAAAAUCCAAAAUUUCCAGUUGGAGGAAUCGUUGUAGGUUUCUUUGGUUGGAGAACACAUACUAUAUCUAACGGAAGUCACCCUCAAAAAGAUAAAGUACCACAAUUGAUCAAGGAAGAUUUAGGAGACAUUUCCUUAUCUGCUUUACUAGGGGUUUUAGGAAGACCAGGGCAUUCAGCAUAUUUUUGUCUGCUAGAUAUUUGCAAACCAAAAGCAGGCGAUACGAUCGUAGUAUCUGGCGCAGCUGGUGCUGUGGGGAGUCUGGUUGGUCAGAUUGCUAAAAUCAAGGGAUGCAAAGUAAUAGGCAUUGCUGGCUCUGACGAAAAGGGAAAAUGGUUGGUUGAAGAGUUAGGCUUCGAUCAUUUCAUAAACUAUAAGACUGAGUCUAUUGAUGCAGCUAUCAAGAAAUAUGCACCAAAUGGGGUUGACUCAUACUUUGAUAAUAUAGGCGGUGAAAUUAGUAGUACAGUUAUAUGGAAUCUAAAAAAGUUUGGACGCGUAGGGCUCUGUGGAUCAAUAUCACAAUAUAAUGAAACUAAUAAAGUAACGUCAUUCCACCGUCCAAUUAUAAGCAACGAACUGUUUCUACAAGGAUUCCAGUGCGCUACUUGGGUGGAUAGAUGGUCCGAGGCUGUCAAACAGAACCUGGAAUGGAUCAAAGAAGGCAAACUAAAGUACCGAGAAACUGUUACCGAAGGUUUUGAAAAUACCUAUCAGGCUUUCAUAGAUAUGUUGAGCGGGAAGAAUGUUGGUAAAGCCGUUGUGAAAGUUUAAAGUUUUAUAAAAUUUAAUUAAAAAUUGCUCAAAAA